Messenger RNA from Aspergillus clavatus NRRL 1, 480 nucleotides. Its product is annotated as RBM8 family RNA-binding protein. Gene Ontology annotation, biological process: RNA splicing. Gene Ontology annotation, cellular component: exon-exon junction complex; cytoplasm; nucleus. The transcript has 2 exons. The record is from RefSeq and is a predicted model, not a curated record. NCBI's taxonomy places the organism in Eukaryota, Fungi, Ascomycota, Eurotiomycetes, Eurotiales, Aspergillaceae. Bases 1 to 480 code for a protein of 159 amino acids. Gene Ontology annotation, molecular function: mRNA binding.
AUGUCGGCAGAAAUGGAAGUUGACCCUCCAGUCUCGCAGGAGCAGGAGGAAGUCCCUCAAACGCAAUCUGGUAACGAUCCUCGAACACAGGCAGGAGCUGUUGCAGUGCGCAGUAUCGAAGGAUGGAUCAUCAUCGCAACAAAUAUCCAUGAAGAAGCGUCUGAGGAAGAUGUGACGGAUCUAUUCGCCGAGUAUGGGGAGAUCAAGAACUUCAGUCUGAACCUUGAUCGCCGGACGGGUUAUGUCAAGGGAUACGCGUUGAUUGAGUACUCUACCCUCCCGGAGGCAUCUGAUGCCAUCAAGGCCCUCAAUGGAACCAAGUUGCUGGACCAGACAAUUCAAGUUGACUACGCCUUUGUCCGUCCCCCUCCUUCGAACAAAGGGAAAAACGGAGCGCAGAAGGGUGGCCGUGGUGGAAGAGCCCGGAGCAGAAGCCGCGACAGGAGUCGCAGCCCGGGUGCCGACAACGAAAGGGAUUAG